GACCAAAAUGACUGACUCAAAAUAUUUUACCACCACCAAGAAAGGCGAGAUCUUCGAGCUGAAGGCCGAGCUCAACAGUGACAAGAAAGAGAAGAAGAAGGAGGCAGUAAAGAAAGUGAUUGCGUCGAUGACCGUGGGCAAAGAUGUCAGUGCCCUCUUCCCCGACGUGGUGAACUGCAUGCAGACUGACAACCUGGAGCUGAAGAAACUGGUGUACCUGUACUUGAUGAACUAUGCCAAGAGUCAGCCUGACAUGGCCAUUAUGGCCGUCAACACCUUUGUGAAGGACUGUGAAGACCCCAACCCCCUGAUCCGAGCCCUGGCCGUAAGGACCAUGGGCUGCAUCCGCGUGGACAAGAUCACCGAGUACCUGUGCGAGCCGCUCCGGAAGUGCCUGAAGGAUGAGGAUCCGUACGUGCGCAAGACAGCCGCUGUGUGUGUAGCCAAGCUCCACGAUAUUAACGCCCAGCUAGUGGAGGACCAGGGCUUCCUGGACACCCUCAAAGACCUCAUCUCUGACUCCAACCCCAUGGUGGUGGCAAACGCAGUAGCUGCCCUGUCAGAGAUCGCGGAGUCUCACCCCAGCAGCAACCUGCUCGACCUGAACCCACAGUCCAUCAACAAGCUACUGACGGCCCUGAACGAGUGCACUGAGUGGGGCCAGAUCUUCAUCCUGGACUGCCUGGCCAACUACACGCCCAAGGAUGACCGAGAGGCGCAGAGCAUCUGUGAGCGAGUCACCCCCAGAUUGUCCCAUGCCAACUCUGCCGUGGUGCUGUCUGCUGUGAAGGUGCUGAUGAAGUUUAUGGAAAUGUUGUCCAAGGACCUGGACUACUACGGGACCUUGCUCAAGAAGCUGGCCCCUCCACUGGUCACGCUGCUGUCAGCCGAGCCGGAGCUACAGUACGUGGCCCUGCGCAAUAUCAACCUCAUUGUACAGAAAAGGCCUGAGAUCCUGAAACAUGAGAUGAAGGUCUUCUUUGUGAAGUACAACGACCCCAUCUACGUGAAGCUGGAGAAGUUGGACAUCAUGAUCCGCCUGGCCUCCCAGGCCAACAUCGCCCAGGUCUUAGCAGAGCUGAAAGAAUACGCAACAGAGGUGGACGUGGACUUUGUGCGGAAGGCUGUGCGAGCCAUUGGCCGCUGUGCCAUCAAGGUGGAGCAAUCCGCGGAGCGCUGCGUGAGCACGCUGCUCGAUCUCAUCCAGACCAAGGUCAACUACGUGGUCCAGGAAGCCAUCGUGGUCAUCAAGGACAUCUUCCGCAAGUACCCCAACAAGUACGAGAGUGUAAUCGCCACGCUGUGUGAGAACCUGGACUCCCUGGACGAGCCCGAGGCCCGGGCCGCCAUGAUCUGGAUUGUGGGCGAGUACGCGGAGCGCAUCGACAACGCCGACGAGCUCCUGGAGAGCUUUCUCGAGGGCUUCCACGACGAGAGCACCCAGGUCCAGCUGCAGCUGCUCACAGCCAUUGUGAAACUCUUUCUGAAGAAGCCUACGGAGACCCAGGAGCUGGUGCAGCAGGUCCUAAGCCUGGCCACCCAGGACUCAGAUAACCCCGACCUACGGGACCGUGGCUACAUCUACUGGCGCUUGCUGUCCACCGAUCCAGUGGCGGCCAAGGAGGUGGUACUGGCUGAGAAGCCUCUCAUCUCGGAAGAGACGGACCUCAUCGAGCCCACACUGCUGGACGAGCUCAUCUGCUACAUCGGCACGCUGGCCUCCGUCUACCACAAGCCGCCCAGCGCCUUUGUGGAGGGCGGCCGCGGCGUGGUGCACAAGAGCCUGCCUCCCCGCACGGCCUCGAGCGAGAGCACAGAGAGCCCCGAGGCCGUCCCCACUGGAGCCCCCUCUGCUGAGCAGCCUGAUGUCAUUCCUCCUCAGGGAGAUCUGCUUGGAGACCUUCUCAACCUGGACCUGGGCCCCCCAGUCAGCGGCCCACCCCUUGCCGCCCCCUCUGUGCAGAUGGGAGCGGUGGAUCUUCUGGGUGGGGGCCUCGACAGCCUGAUGGGGGAUGAGUCGGAAGGGAUCGGAGGCACCAAUUUCACAGCCCCACCAGCAGCAGCUGUACCAGCCAACCUUGGGGCGCCCAUUGGCGGUGGCCUGAGUGACCUCUUUGACCUGACCAGUGGCGUGGGCACCCUGUCAGGAUCAUAUGUAGCCCCCAAAGCAGUCUGGCUCCCAGCCAUGAAGGCCAAGGGGCUGGAGAUCUCAGGCACCUUCACCCGCCAGGUGGGCUCCAUCUCCAUGGACCUCCAGCUGACCAACAAGGCCCUUCAGGUCAUGACUGACUUCGCCAUCCAGUUCAACCGCAACAGCUUUGGCCUGGCCCCCGCCGCCCCCCUUCAGGUCCACGCACCGCUCAGCCCCAACCAGACCGUGGAGAUCUCCCUGCCCCUCAACACGGUGGGCUCAGUCAUGAAGAUGGAGCCGCUCAACAAUCUGCAGGUAGCCGUGAAGAACAAUAUUGACGUCUUCUACUUCAGCACCUUGUAUCCACUGCACAUUCUCUUUGUAGAAGAUGGAAAGAUGGACCGACAGAUGUUCCUGGCCACCUGGAAGGACAUUCCCAAUGAGAACGAAACCCAGUACCAGAUCCGAGACUGUCCCCUCAGUGCAGAGGCUGUGAGCAGCAGACUGCAGAGCAGCAACAUCUUCACCGUCGCCAAGAGGAACGUGGAGGGUCAGGACAUGCUUUACCAGUCCCUGAAGCUGACCAACGGCAUCUGGGUGCUGGCCGAGCUGCGCAUCCAGCCAGGCAGCCCCAACCUCAUGGACUUGGAGCUAUCCCUGAAGUGUCGUGCACCAGAGGUGUCCCAGCACGUGUACCAGGCCUACGAGACCAUCCUUAAGAACUGAGGCCCACCCAGCUCCCGCUGCUGCCCGGCC
Messenger RNA from Elephantulus edwardii (Cape elephant shrew), 2887 nucleotides. RefSeq names its product adaptor-related protein complex 1, beta 1 subunit (gene AP1B1). The transcript has 22 exons. Gene Ontology annotation, molecular function: clathrin binding. The coding region runs from base 8 to 2857 and encodes 949 amino acids. Gene Ontology annotation, cellular component: clathrin adaptor complex; membrane coat. Gene Ontology annotation, biological process: intracellular protein transport; vesicle-mediated transport. Lineage: Eukaryota; Metazoa; Chordata; Mammalia; Macroscelidea; Macroscelididae. The record is from RefSeq and is a predicted model, not a curated record.